UAUAUUUAGGCUUAACCAAAGUGGGAAAAAAACACUGUCAACACACUACGUUACCGAUAAUCGCCACAGGCGAGGCGUGUUGCUUUCAAGUGCACUUGAAUAUUCAAAUACAACAGUUCUGUGUACAACACAUAGGUAGCCUACAACCGAAGAUCUAUUCAAGCCAUACUGACACAACAAAGAGCGAGAGUGACUGCGUGUGUUUCUAAUAUUCUGUCUACUGCACUUGAAGGCAGCAUAUGAGGUAAACGGGAGCAGAGGAAGAGCAGUUUAGCAGCGUGGACAUGUCGGACCCGGCGGCGCAGGCCUUGCAACCCCGGCUUCUCCAAGUCCAGUCUACUGGGUCAGCUGGUUCCAGUACUGCUGCGACAGGCUCCGGAUCAGCGAAUAGUGACCCGGCUAGACCGGGACUUAGCCAGCAACAACGUGCAAGCCAGAAGAAAGCCCAAGUCCGAGCUUUCCCACGGGCGAAAAAGCUUGAGAAACUUGGCGUAUUCUCCGCAUGCAAGGCUAGUGACACAUGCAAGUGCAAUGGAUGGAAAAACCCAAAUCCACCCUCAGCCACACGUAUGGACCUGCAACAGCAAGCAGCCAGCCUGAGCGAGCCGUGCCGCAGCUGUGGACAUGCUCUGGCUGAUCAUGUGUCCCACUUGGAGAAUGUGUCUGAGGAUGAGAUAAACCGGUUGUUGGGGAUGGUGGUGGACGUGGAGAACCUAUUCAUGUCUGUACACAAAGAGGAGGACACUGACACCAAACAGGUCUACUUCUAUCUAUUCAAGCUGCUGAGGAAAUGCAUCCUGCAGAUGAGCCAGCCAGUCGUAGAGGGAUCCCUCGGAAGUCCACCCUUUGAAAAGCCCAACAUCGAGCAGGGGGUUUUGAAUUUUGUUCAGUAUAAAUUCAGCCACCUGGCACCAAAGGAAAGGCAGACCAUGUUUGAGCUGUCAAAGAUGUUCCUCUUGUGCCUAAAUUACUGGAAGCUGGAGACACCAACGCAGUAUCGCCAACGCACUCAGAAAGACGAUGGGACAGCAUACAAAGUGGACUACACCAGGUGGCUGUGCUACUGCCACGUGCCCCAGAGUAACGACAGCCUGCCGCGCUAUGAAACCACUCACGUGUUCGGCCGCAGUUUGCUCAAAUCCAUCUUCACUGUGACCCGACGCCAGCUUCUGGAGAAGUUCAGAGUGGAGAAGGACAAACUGCUACCAGAAAAACGCACACUCAUCCUCACACACUUUCCCAAGUUCUUGUCCAUGCUGGAGGAGGAAAUCUAUGGUGAGAAUUCACCAAUCUGGGAGUCCGACUUCACCAUGCCUGCCUCUGACGGCACACAGUUGGGACAUCCGACCGUGAUCAGUCCUGCUGCAGUGUCCGGCUCCCCCGCUCUGCCCAAAGGUCUGAGCAGCAUCUCUUCUCUGGCCAGCAUGGACACUGGAGGCGCGGAGCCCAUCACAGGAGAGAAGCGUAAACUUCCGGAGGCACUGACCCUGGAGGAUGCCAAGCGGAUCCGUGUGAUGGGAGAUAUUCCUAUGGAGCUGGUCAAUGAAGUCAUGAUGACAAUCACUGACCCUGCUGCUAUGCUUGGACCGGAGACUAAUCUGCUGACGCCAAACGCUGCCCGUGAUGAGACUGCCAGGCUGGAGGAGAGGCGGGGAAUCAUAGAGUUCCACGUCAUUGGAAACUCCCUUUCCCAGAAGUCUAACAAGAAGAUCCUGAUGUGGCUGGUGGGCCUGCAGAAUGUCUUCUCUCAUCAAUUACCUCGCAUGCCCAAAGAGUACAUCACACGACUGGUCUUUGACCCGAAACACAAGACCCUAGCCCUCAUCAAAGAUGGCCGCGUCAUUGGAGGCAUCUGUUUUAGGAUGUUUCCCACUCAGGGCUUCACGGAGAUCGUCUUCUGUGCCGUCACAUCCAAUGAGCAAGUUAAGGGCUACGGUACCCACCUAAUGAACCACCUGAAGGAGUACCACAUCAAACACAACAUCCUCUAUUUCCUCACUUACGCUGACGAGUACGCCAUUGGCUACUUCAAGAAGCAGGGCUUUUCCAAAGACAUCAAAGUGCCGAAGAGUCGGUACCUUGGAUACAUCAAAGACUACGAGGGAGCGACCCUCAUGGAGUGUGAGCUGAACCCGAGAAUCCCCUACACUGAGCUCUCUCAUAUCAUUAAAAGACAGAAGGAGAUUAUUAAGAAGCUGAUUGAGAGGAAACAGAGCCAGAUCAGGAAAGUUUACCCAGGUCUCACCUGCUUUAAAGAGGGAGUACGACAGAUCCCAGUGGAGAGCAUUCCAGGCAUAAGAGAGACCGGCUGGAAACCCAGUAACAAGGACAAAGGGAAAGAGGUGAAGGAUCCUGACGUGUUAUACAACAUGUUGAAGAACCUCCUGGCCCAGAUAAAGACUCAUCCUGAUGCGUGGCCCUUCAUGGAACCAGUGAAAAAAUCGGAGGCUCCAGAUUACUACGAGAUCAUCCGCUUUCCCAUCGACCUUAAGACCAUGACCGAGAGACUGAAGAAUAGAUACUACGUGACCAAGAAGCUUUUCAUUGCCGACCUGCAGCGAAUCAUCACCAACUGUCGCGAGUACAACCCUCCAGACAGCGAGUACUGCAAGAGUGCCAACACCUUAGAGAAGUUCUUCUACUUCAAAUUAAAAGAUGGAGGCCUGAUCGAGAAAUGAAUUUGGCAACACAGAUAUUUACAGAUUUCUUAACAGACGAGGGGUGACUUUCACACACCAAGAUGGGACAACAUUGCUAGCUAUUGUCAUAUCCGAGUUAAUGAAUGGUAUGUACAUGACAUUUUACAAGGGAAUUGUCGGACAGAGCGUUGUUUGGAAAUAUUUGAUCAAGUUGAGCGCAGUGUCAAAAUGGCAUUACUUUUCCCCUUUAUGUUGUCAUUUUCUCUUUCCCAGUACUCACAAUGGGUCAAUACUCUGCAUAUACAUGUCUAAUUAAGUGUACCAAAGUUAUAGGUCCAAGUUAUAACAAUGCCACACUUUUCACCAUUAUUUAUAGUAUGAUUGACCUGGUUUUGUCGCGUUUAAUGACAUUUAUUCAUUCCAAUUUGCUUAAAACUUGUCACUCAAGGAAACAUUUAUGUAGUGUAGAGUUGUUUUACAACAAACUGGACCUUGGGACCUAAAGCCACGUUGCCUUCCAUUACUGACAGACACUUGAACAUCCCAUCCAUCUUCAUGGGUAUAAAGAUAAAACUUUGAGGGGUGAAGUCCUUAAAACACUUGGCGCUGAAAGAUUGGUAUUACUCUUGAGUAGUCUUGAAAUUAUUUGAUCUGUCGAUUGGUUAAAAAUUUAACCAAAUUGUUACAAGUCGUUAAUGGAGUGCAAAUAACUAACAUUGCUGUUUUUUUAGCUUAGAAUAUUUUGACUGUUAGUCAGAAAAGAGCAAAUUAUCGUAUAGGCAAUAGCAAGAUUAUUUUCAACAUUCUUCCUUAUUCCAAACAAUUGAUUGAAAACAUCGUAGAUGAACCGAUAAUAAAAAAUGUUUGUUGCAGCACUACUCUUGAGUAGUUUGAGACACUGCUAUUGAUGGACUGGAUAUCAAAUAUUUUUUUUUAGCACUAAACAACAUUUCCCCAAUCGUUGCCUUCAAGAAAACACUUGUUUUCAUGUUGACAACAUAGUAGAUGCUUAUUUAUACAGUAAAUAUGAUAUACUGUUUGUACAUUUUCCACUGGCAGGGUUUUAUUCCAAACCAUUCAGGAUGAGGUCGCACAUUAGUAUAGCUUUUAUCAUGUCUGCAGGUGAUACUGUAGUUGUUGCCAUUGUUUGUUCUGUUGCUAGACUCUGCAGUACAGUCACUUCCACACACACACGCUAAGUAGUUUAGUGUACAGCCACAUUUCUUUGUUGUGGUCCAGGUUUACUGGAUAGUUUGUUGAUACAGUUUAAAAAUGGUGGUGGGGGAAGCUAACCAGCAGUCUUCAUAGUGAUUUUCGGGAGAAGAUAACUAUUUAUCACACUGUACACAAGCUGUAGUGGGUUUCAAUGCAUGGUGGACUGUUUACAAUUUCAAUUCAUAAAAAACACCCAACUCUUA
Messenger RNA from Perca fluviatilis (European perch), 4057 nucleotides. It is a transcript of the gene kat2a, whose product is annotated as K(lysine) acetyltransferase 2A. Lineage: Eukaryota; Metazoa; Chordata; Actinopteri; Perciformes; Percidae. The transcript has 19 exons. The record is from RefSeq and is a predicted model, not a curated record. Gene Ontology annotation, cellular component: nucleus; histone acetyltransferase complex. Gene Ontology annotation, molecular function: protein binding; histone H3 acetyltransferase activity. Gene Ontology annotation, biological process: positive regulation of transcription by RNA polymerase II; chromatin remodeling. The coding region runs from base 285 to 2678 and encodes 797 amino acids.